UAGGCACUCGCUGCCCACCCGGGCACGGAGGCUGGGGGGCACGGCUGCCCACCCUCUGAUGGUGAUGGUGGGCAGCAGGGAAGUCAGUCAGUGAGGUGCUGCCGUGACGUUCGGACGUACGCUCCACUCAGCUCUUCCAACAUUCCAUGCGUGCUAAGAUGGGAGGCCAGACCAACGGUACUUGGACCCCGACCAAACGUCGAGGACCCAUCGCUGCUGAGUUCUCCAGUCCUGGACCAGCUGCCAUAGCUCUCAAGUCUUCCAUCGGUUCAGGCGGAGCGACAAGGAGCCGUCCACCAGCGUUCACUAUGGGCAGUCGUCAUGAACCAAAGUUAGAUAAAGCUGGCCCAGGACCUGGCCAGUAUAACGUGACUGGUCUCUCCAAUAAGGGUAAGGACGAACCAGUAGCGGCCUCCAUGCACAUCAAACCUAAGGACCCAAAGAUGUAUGUCACUCCGGCACCGUGUGACUAUUCUCCGGACAAAGCUGAAGCCAAAGUGAGCGAGGGUUCUCCAAGCUUCUCCUUCGGCGUCAAGACUGAAGACGGUAAACCUUCGGACGCUCCGGCUCCAAACAGCUACAACAUCCCGUCCUUGCUGGGCUCCACCAAGGAGGGCUCCAAGCACUCAGCUCCAAGCUUCAGCAUGUCUUCCCGCCCUCCUCCUGAGGAAGACAAGAUGAAGGUGCCAGGUCCUGGUUCUUAUAAUGAAUCCACAGUAGACAAGUAUAAGACUAUCAAGAGUCCCAGCUUCAGCAUGGGUCAGCGUACUACCAUUCCCUCGGAUCAUACCAUGAAGCCUGGACCGGGAGCACACUGCCCUGAAAAGUAUCAGCCCUCCGGUCCCAAGUUCACCAUGGCUCCCAGACCUGCUGACGAAGUGGACAAAAUGAACAUCCCAGGCCCAGGCACUUACAACUCUGGUGAUCUUGAUAAGUGCAGAGAGAAAACGCCAGCCUUUACUAUGUCCCCAAAGACCAGCUUGCCCACCGAUAACGGUCCAAAGCCUGCGCCAAAUGCUUACUCUCCAGAGAAGUAUCAGCCCUCCGGUCCCAAGUUCACCAUGGCUCCCAGACCUGCUGACGAAGUGGACAAAAUGAACAUCCCAGGCCCAGGCACUUACAACUCUGGUGAUCUUGAUAAGUGCAAAGAGAAAACGCCAGCCUUUACUAUGUCCCCAAAGACCAGCUUGCCCACCGAUAACAGUCCAAAGCCUGCGCCAAAUGCUUACUCUCCAGAGAAGUAUGUGCCAUCGGGACCCAGAUUCACCAUGGCGCCCCGGGCUCCUGAAGAGACAGACAAGAUGAAUGUGCCCGGCCCAGGCACCUAUGAAGCUGGCGACCUGGACAAGAGUAGGGUCAGUUUACCAGCAUUUACUAUGGCACCCAAAACCACCUUACCGACAGACCGUACUCAAAAACCAGCACCCAAUGCUUAUUCACCAGAAAAGUCAGAGUCGUCGGAGACCGCCACUACCCCGCAAUUCAGCUUUGGCAUCAAGCACUCACAAUACCUGGGCAAACUCCGUGACCAGUAACCCUGACCUGGCUGCCUCCACCUUCCUCCUGUCUCCUACCACUGAACGGUUCCACCUGUUAAAGAAAAAAAACACCAUGUCAACUGAAAGUCAACAAAUUAGAAGAUUCAGCAUUUGUUUAUCAUGAGACUUCAUUUCCUGUUUGGAGUCAGUCUAAAGAAAUUGCAGUCAUCUAUUAAAUUUUUGCUACGAGUCCCAAUUAAUGAGUUAUCUUUAAAUAAUAUAUGAAACCAAUAGUGCGUUCUGACGAGGGGAAAAAAACAUCUUGUGUCAAAAUAGUGUGUAUAAGAGUUUUAUGUAAUUGAUGCCAACUUCAAUAGAUAUUCCACCACAGUGUUCUAAUAUUAAGACAGAAAAAAGGUGCUAAUGAUAAUUUAUACAACUUGAAGUAUACUUGAUGUUUACAAUACUAGCCAUUGAAAUAUGGCCUCCCUAACACUACAUUAUAUAUGUUCUUCAGAUAGAUGAGAUCACCAUACUCCAGCAUUUUUGAAGAAUUUAGAUCAUAUAAAUAUUAUCUUUUUCUGUUUUAUUAUUGCAUACACCAUGGAAUAUUAUAAUUUACUUCAUAUGCAUGAAUGAAUAUCAAAGGUGUUUACAUUGGGCUCGAUCUUGUAAGCUAUUUCGAACCCUGGUUUUGUAUGACCCAGUAUGAGUGAGCACCCCGCCAGGUCAACAGUGUCCCAGCCAGCCUCUCACAACUCACCCAUCACACAAGGUAUCACACCAAACUGAUCAUUUACUUAGAAAUACCUAAUACUGUGCAACAGCUCAUAUUAAAAUGUUUUGUUGUAAUCUUUAAGAGAAUACUUUACAGUGAGUAAAUGUUUAGAUAACUGCUAUUGAUUAUCUGAAGUUUUGAGGCUUACUAACCACAUGGUCACUGUGCACCUCAGCUCAACUGGUAUUAAGAUAAUACUCAAGUACAUCUCAUGAUCAUUCAUGAAUAUAUAUAUAUAUAUAUAUAUAUUAUAAUAUAUAUUUAUAUAUAUAUAUAUAUAUAUAUAUAUAUAUAUAUAUAUAUAUAUAUAUAUUAUACGCAUUGGUUUGUUCCUAAACACAAGUUUCUUUCAAAUAUAACAUCGUAUUUAUAAAGUUCAGUCUCUAAGUUAGUCAUUCACUCAGCCCCUUUAUAUUAAGGGUUUGUAAUACAGUACAUUUCAGGAUAUGAAUACAAAAUACGUUCACAUAUUUCUUGAUGUGGUGUCACAUUACAGACAUGUCUUGCUUCGUCAGCACCUGGCUUCUCACCCAACUACACUGUUAUACCUAAUAACAGUAUUUUGAUUCAUAUCUGAAAUCUGUUGUUAACCGUUUGUAUGUAUGUUGCAACGGGCUUCUCUAACUGGACCACAAUAUUUGUUUUUAUCUGUGACUGCUUUAAAAAUUUUUGCGAUGCACUGGCUUGAUUUUUAACUGACACAUAACCUAGAUCACGGAAUUUUUCCCCUCCUUGAUCAACCCCGUAUAUUUUGGUUUAAUGAUAGACAUUUGCCAUUAUUAUUACACACACACACACACACACACACACACACAUAUAUAUAUAUAUAUAUAUAUAAUAUAUAUAUAUAUAUAUAUAUAUAUAUAUAUAUAUAUAUAUAUAUAUAUAUAUAUAUAUAUAUAUAUAUAUAUAAGAAAAUGUUUUAGAAAGGUUACACAAUUUAAAUAUUAUUAGAUCAUACAGAAAAUAUUUCAGUUUAUAUGUAAUAAGUCAGCCUGGUCCUGAGCAUGGAUUAAUUUAUACACAUAAGAAUAUAUCAGCAUUAACAUUCAUGCAUGUUAUAAUGUAUAUAAAGCAACAGAAAAUUAAGACUUAUUUAUUUCAAUACUCUGAGUGGGACACAAUUCUUAAGACACUUGUCCACCAUAUAUUAAGAUAGUUUUAUUAUUUGUAUAUAUUAUAAUCAGCUUUAAAAAAAUGUGCCAGAAUAAUGAUAAAUAAUAAUUUUUAUGUAACAAUAUAAAUCACUUGUAUUACAGAUUGUAUUAGCAAAACAUAUUAAAUAAUAUGCAGAAUAAUUAUUAAAUCUACUUACGUAAAUUGGAUAAUUUUGAGUGUUAUUCAUGUAUCAUCAUGGCUACUCUUGAGUUGGACUAAUGUAGAGUGUAAACUGCUCAAAUAGGUGGUAGAGUGCCAACCUGGAGCACCAUCAGUGUUCAUGUGGCCCCCUAGCUGUGUACCUAAGCAAACAAGGCGUUUGAAUAACUGCAUCUGCUGUUAAUUACCAUAAAAGUGAUAUCAAUACGAGUCGCCAUGUUGGCAUGUUCAUCCCACCUCAUGACACAGCAUUCCAUCGGAUUAUUACCCUUUUUUUCAAAAUUCAUUUUUUCUUUUUACACUUACGGCGCUCUGUCCAGGUCCCUAUUUCACACCUGCUUCCAUAUUCCGUCGCAAUGAUCAUUUGUGUACAUUAUUAUUAAAUUUAAACGUAACAUUAUUUAAAAAUUAUAUUUGUAAAAAAAAAAAAAGCUUUUAAUGCAAGAAAAUAAGAGAGAACAAGAAGGGCUUCUCAAAGGUGAAUUUUGUGACUAACUUUUAUGAUAAUUUGUGUUUGUUACGAAUGUUGCUGCAUGUGGAAAAAAAAAGAAAAAACUUUAUAUAUUACUCAGCAAAAUGGAUAUAAAUGUUAUGUUGGGAGCAGCAGGUUAAUGAAGGAAAGAGAAGAGUAGAGAACACACCUCUACCAGGACCACCUUCACUCUCUGUUGAACUUUAUCAAGUCACUGAUACAAUGUUCAGCCAGUGAUAAGUCAGUGAUAAUGUUAAAUCAGUGAUAAGUCAAUGAUAAUGAAUGUUAAAUCAGUGAUAAAUCAAUGAUAAUGAAUAUUAAAUCUAAUAAGUCAAUGAUACUGAAUAUUAAAUCUAAUAAGUCAAUGAUAAUGAAUAUUAAAUCAAUGAUAAGACAAUUGACGUCUCACUGACACCUGUAGAGCUUUGUUCUACACCUGUAGAGCUUUGUUCUACACCUGUAGAGCUUUGUUCUACAUCUGCAGAACUUUGUUCUACAUCUGCAGAACUUUGUUCUACACCUGUAGAGCUUUGUUCUACACCUGUAGAGCUUUGUUCUACACCUGUAGAGCUUUGUUCUACACAUGUAGAGCUUUGUUCUACACCUGUAGAGCUUUGUUCUACACAUGUAGAGCUUUGUUCUACACCUGUAGAGCUUUGUUCUACACCUGUAGAGCUUUGUUCUACACCUGUAGAUCUUGUUCUACACCUGUCUUUCCUCCAUUACCCAACAAAUGUUCACAAAUAUUCUCUUUGUACUAUUUUUUAUGCUGAUGAUUACAGUUGCACUAUAAUGCUGCAGGUUGAUUACGAUGCAUCGUUGAUUCAUGUUAUAUUUACUUCAAGCAUAAAUAUUGCAGCUUCCAUCAUGUCAGAGCACGAGGCACAAGUUCAUCAGUAAAGUUAUUUUCAUCUA
Molecule: messenger RNA, 4960 nt
Organism: Cherax quadricarinatus
Lineage: Eukaryota; Metazoa; Arthropoda; Malacostraca; Decapoda; Parastacidae
Product: ciliary microtubule associated protein 1A
Cellular component (GO): cytoskeleton
Source: RefSeq, a predicted model, not a curated record